Messenger RNA from Paramecium tetraurelia, 423 nucleotides. RefSeq lists its product as uncharacterized. Lineage: Eukaryota; Ciliophora; Oligohymenophorea; Peniculida; Parameciidae. The record is from RefSeq and is a predicted model, not a curated record. The transcript has 2 exons.
AUGGCUACUGCAAGAAUUCCAUUCUCUAAUGUUAGUUAAGUGAAUAAAGGGGAGAAAUAGGCUGCCGCACUCGGGGAGAAAGUUGAAAAGAUUGGAAAUACAGAAAAGUAAGUUCCACCUACAAAUACAGAAAUUAACAAUGUGAAAGGUUCUUUAGAUGAGUUGUAAUUUGAGAACAUGGACAAGCAGACACUUAUACAAUAGCUAAAAUUGCACAAGUUGAUCUUGAAGCAUUGUUUUGAUGAAAAUGACAUUCUGAGAGAAAGAAUAGCUGCAAUUGAAGCAUAAUUCAGUAAUUUGUAAGAUGAAAUUGAACUAAGAGACAAUGUCAUACUAGAACUAAGUGAGAAGAUCGAAUAGAAGGAAAAAGAAUGAUUUAUUUUUUGUUAUUAUUUUUGUAAACCCUUUAAUGAAUUAUAAAAA